AUGAGUAGCGACGAAGAUUAUGAUAAUCUGCCGAAUAUAACUUUAUUCGAGCCGACACCUGGCUGCAGUAAAGAUGAUCCACCGUUGGUUAAAAAAAAGUGCAAAGAGUUCGUAGUACCUCCAGCGGAGGAGCUCGUGAAGGAGAGAGAGAAGUUGCGUAAGCUGAAACUAGAGCUGCAGUCUUUCAAUUGCCCAGAAAUUGAACCUCGCUGCGAUUUGGACGCUGAGCUGCGUGAGGUUGGGUUGAUGAAGGUACAAGGUCCGUUGUGGCCAGCGCAGCGCCCCAUCCCGACCGCUCGCGAACUGUGGAGCACGAUGAGCCCAUAUCUGAUGUCCCGCGGUGUCACCUUGGACAAAUUGCCUAAUCGCCUCCCAAAACUUACGGCCGCUUUAACAACUGAUACGGGCGACCGCAUUAUUCCACCAGCCGAUUUUGGAUGGUCCGACAGUGAAAUGCUGGGCGCCUGCGUAGUGACGUUAGUUGCUACAAUUGCCAGAGAAUCUCACAUAAAACGUGUUGCGGCGCGAACGUUACAGACGCUCCUGGACUACCACGCGAGUCAUUUACAGUUGGAAGACUUCUUGCUGAUGAUAGUGAAAUCAUUCCCGGAUCCGCGCAUGCGCCGAGAUAUCGGCGAUAUGAUAAUCAACGGCGCGGGACUGGGUGCCGACCGCGUGUCGAGGGCUCUGUUCUACACCACCUUGCUAACGAUUAUUCAUAAAGCGAAUCCUAAUGCUGGUAUCGCAAUAAAUAAGUACAAAGUCGGCGAAUCUAGUAAAUCUUGUCAACCAGUUAAAACUGAAACGAAUGAAGCUAGCGGUGCUAUUCAUGUUGGUGUGAUUAAAUUUUGCGGGAAGAGUGAACCUUGUGACACCCCAGGUGCAGCUGCAUCUGCACCUGCAGCUGCACCUGCACCUCCACCUGCACCUGCACCUCCACCUCCUGCUCCAGCUCCAGCUCCACCUAGUGUCGCUACUGUGGAGGAUGACGAUGUAAAAGUGACCGUAGCAAACGUGAUAGAGGGCGACUCCUAUCCACUACUACGCGUUGCUGAGGCAAUUCCGUACUGGCGCCGCUGUACAGACGCCGAGCGUUAUGAAGUCAUCAAGCUCGCAGGCCGUUUGAUGGCCGAUUCGAUGUCUGCGGACGGUACGGAGGCGACACGAAGGGCACGGAAGCUACUGCUAAAGAAUAUCAAACAGACAAAAACACAGCAUGCGUCGCCUUAUCACCAGUAUAAGGAACGUGUGGAGAUCGGGAAACUGGACAUAUUGUUCUCCGACAAAUAUUGA
Messenger RNA from Spodoptera littoralis (African cotton leafworm), 1293 nucleotides. The record is from the annotation of a GenBank genome assembly. Lineage: Eukaryota; Metazoa; Arthropoda; Insecta; Lepidoptera; Noctuidae.